CACCCCUCUCCAUAUGACCGUCUCUCUCUGGCGGAUGAUGUAAUUGUUUUCUAUGAACCUUGCCUUUCUGAAAGCAGUUAUAUUUUCCAUUUCCAAGUAGCAACUACAGCGCAUAGACUCCACGCAUCUCUCCUGUCUCCUGCGGGACGGGUGGCGAGGGAGGGUUGGGAGAGACGGGCGUUGAAGAUCUAGUGAGGGGUCUCAGCGGGAUAUUGCUGCAUUUCGGUGAUUCCCAACGGUGCAGUCAUGUGGCAAAGAAUUGUGAUUUGCUGCGCGCUGCUUGCGCUCUGUUCAGCAGCACCGCCCGCUCACAUCAACCGUCUGGCGCUGUUCCCUGACAAGAGCGCUUGGUGCGAGGCCAAGAACAUCACACAGAUAGUCGGGCACACCGGCUGCCAGCCUCGCUCUAUCCAAAACAGGGCAUGUCUGGGGCAGUGCUUCAGCUACAGCGUCCCCAACACCUUCCCCCAGUCCACUGAGUCUCUGGUGCACUGUGACUCCUGCAUGCCUGCACAGACUCAGUGGGAGGUGGUGACUUUGGACUGCCCGGGCAGUGAUGAUGCUCCUCGUGUGGAUAAGCUGGUGGAGAGGAUCCUCCACUGCAGCUGCCAGUCCUGCAGUAAGGAGGGAGCCCAGGAGGGGGCACUGAUGCAGCUCUACCCAUCAGAGAGUGCCCAAGACCCCCCUAUCCUACCAGAGAGCCACCACAGCGGCACACACUCUCAGCACGCUCACACACACACAGAGCCACACACACACACAUCUGAUGGAGGGUAGGUCGCUGGAUCACCACUGACACUUCCUCUCUCUCCAUUCCUGAUUCUUCUCCCAAACCUCUCCACAAGUUGUUUCUUCUACACACAGUUACAGCACUUGAUGCAUUUCCCUUCUCUUCGAUCCAACCUCUGUUUCUUCAUUCAACAGCUUAAAAGCACUUUGAAAGUAAAACUUCACUUCACAUGAUAACUGCUUAUAAAAGCACAUGCAACCAAGCUCACUCAUGUUGUACUCUUCACAAGACAACCACAGUAUAAGUGAACACAUACAAAGACACGAGCUUAUCUAAACUGUUUUUGUCAUCUGACUUCUCACUUAGGAGGACAACAAUAUAACAAUCCUACACACAUGCACAUAUGCACCCAGGCAUGCACUCUGACGCAACUAUAGACUUUUGAAGCUGUAGUAAAUCUGUCUUGAAAAAAUGUAUAAAAAAAAGCAUAGAGCUACAAAGUUUCUUGCCUUAAUUUUUGUUUAUCACCAAUUUGCAUUAGUAUCUGACCUAAUGCUAUAUGUUCCAAUGAUUGCUUCUCCUAUGAGAAUAAAGCUAUUUUUGUUC
Salmo salar (Atlantic salmon) is the source of this 1336-nucleotide messenger RNA. It is a transcript of the gene nbl1, whose product is annotated as NBL1, DAN family BMP antagonist. The record is from RefSeq and is marked provisional. Lineage: Eukaryota; Metazoa; Chordata; Actinopteri; Salmoniformes; Salmonidae. Gene Ontology annotation, molecular function: BMP binding; receptor ligand activity. Gene Ontology annotation, biological process: animal organ morphogenesis.